ACAACAUAAACGUCUCCGGCAUUCGAAAAUCUAGUAAUUGCUAAACUGCUAAUCAAACAAGCCCAAGCGUCAAGCUUGUAAAACAGUUGCAAGUGUCGUUGACAAGAGAUGUUCUUAUUCCCGAAUAUAAUCGUACUCUUUAACUCUUCGCCGAUUUUCGCUUACUUCAACGCUUUGGUCAACACUCGUAUCUGAUUAUAUAUUUUAAGAUUUUCAUUUAAACGUUCAAUAUAGCUUUACUCCAUAAACCAGUCGAACUCUUUCAGAACAGUUGACUGUUUGAUUUUGCGUUUGCAGUACAAGUUGUCCAGUAAAAAUACUAAAUUUUAUGACGAAACAUUGUGGCAUAAGUCGGGCAUUGAAGAAAUUUCCAAUCUGUGAUGUUGCAGUUUUUCCCGGCAGGCAACGGUUUCGCGGAAGACGGAUGUGCACGCAUCGCCGGUGUUAUCUGGAAUGCUAUAUUUUUAUGUUAGUUCCUGACUGACAGGUGCCGCAGUGACGUUUACUUUGAGGUUUUUUACGAUCAUUUUACCGUAGCGACUUCCCGCCGACGCGGCGAUAAGAGUGGCUUACAUUUUCGCGCAUUCAGCUGAUUUCCGUUUGAAGCAGCAGCAUCGCAUACUAACGUGCGCCCGGAAUAUACAUUUCAACAAUGUACAUCGUUCAUGGCGGCGUUUGUUAACCAACAACGGCGAAUAAAAAUCGCAUAUUUGCAUUACGGUGUUUUUUUUUCCGCGAUGGACUUCUCUCUUUGAAAUUUUAUCACAAACCAUGCAUUUUGUCAAUGUUGUUCGGUUAAGCCGGCAGAACGCUGAUGUCGCUGUGUUUGUCCAGGCACAGUAUUUUCCCUUGUGCACAUGUGCAAUGAUUCCUUUAAGGAUAUUUUUUUGUUCAGCUGUAACUCGGUUCUAACUAGAUAAUAUUAUUGUUCACCGGUAUUAUCGCAUUGUCGGGGAUUGUGGAUGAAUGGAUGUAAAUGUGCGGAUUUCGAAAAUGCGGUGAUUGUCUGGAAACUGGUUGCGACUGUGCGGCUGUCUUUUUAUUGCAUUCUGUACAUUUUAACCGGCAGCAGUUCCCGUGCUAGCAGGGUUUAGUAGGGAUAGUCUGCUGUGUGCAGCAUGAAGCAAGAGGUCACAGUUCUCAACAAUGGCGAAGAUGACCGCAUGGAAGUGCUGCCUUUUCGGAAGAGUUCAGCUUUACAGUUUGUGCUGGCAUUAUGUAUAAUAUGUACCGGAGGAAUUUUUGCCAUUUUACUAUUUUGGCGGAAGGACUGGUAUGUCCGAUUGACGUGCAGAAAGUCCACGCUGAAAGAUGCCGACACGCUAAUAUUAAAGGAUAGUUAUGACCAGCUCUUUGUUGGUCAUAUUUAUGAUCUCGCUGACAAGCUGACAUUCUACAGGGAGCCACCAGAAGACACCAUUCUGGAGUCCGGGCGUGUUUUGAGGCCGUCUUCAGAAGGUUCCUUUUUACUUGUUAAAUCUCUUCGGUAUUUUGACUGUCGUCGCGUACGUUACAUCUGGGAUGAAGAAACUGAGAAAUUCGAAAAACUGUCGGGAAACUAUGAUGUAUCGACAGAUUUCCUGUUAUCACAAAAAGGCCUCAGCAAAGUCGAACGCUCCCACCGGUUGAAGCUUUUUGGCGUCAACGCAAUCGUGGUAAAGCUCAGCACCAUUCCGCACAUAUUGAUGAAAGAGACUCUUAAUCCCUUCUACCUCUUUCAACUGUUCAGUAUCAUCCUGUGGUUUAACAUCGAAUACUAUUACUAUGCCGGCAUUAUCCUGGGCAUCUCCCUGGUGUCCUUAUCGGUGCAAGUCUUCCAGAUUCGCCGGCAACAGCGCGCCCUACACGACCGGGUGCAGGAUCAGGAUGUGGUGCAUGUGAUGACACGCGAAGGCACCGUGCAGCCUAUGGCUAGUCACGGCCUGGUGCCAGGCGACAUUUUCGUCUUGCCCAAAGAGGGCGGACCGGUCACCUGUGACGCGGUACUUAUUUCCGGCCAGUGCAUCGUUAAUGAAAGUUCUCUUACCGGAGAAAGUAUUCCGGUACCGAAAAUCGCCAUAUCCACAACCGAGACCAACGAGAGAUUCAGCAUACGCCAUCACGGUCGGCAUAUUCUCUUUUCGGGAACCAAAGUUUUGCAGACUCGAGGAGAUGGCGACACUCCCACAACGGCGAUUGUUGUACGAACCGGAUUUAUGACGAAUAAGGGUGAAAUCAUACGCAGUAUAAUGUAUCCGAAACCGGUUGACUUUCAUUUCCAAAAUCAGACAUACUAUUACAUUGGAGCAUUGGCUUUCAUAGCUCUAAUCGGCAUGAUUUACUCCAUUGUGGUCAAGAUUCUGGCUGGAGAAGAAGCGCGCUACAUCGUUCUCCGAUCGUUAGAUAUCGUCACGGUUGCAGUUCCGCCAGCACUUCCGGCCGCAUUAACCAUCGGCAUCAUCUUCGCGCAGCAUCGUCUGAAGAAGCAGCACAUACACUGUCUCAGCCCGCGCACCAUCAACAUGUGUGGCUUGAUUAAUCUAGUGUGUUUUGACAAAACCGGAACUCUCACUGAGGACGGAUUAGGCCUGAAAUGUGUGCUCCCGGCAAAGGACGCCAAAUUUCGGGAACCCAUAGAAGACUUCCAGAACAGCACCGAUGGAACACCGCGAUCGGCCGAUUCGCCCUUGAUUCGCGCUUUAGCUGCCUGCCAUUCUCUGGUGGAAGUACAAGGAAAGCUUCUGGGCGAUCCUUUGGAUGUCAUUAUGUUCGAAAGUACAGGCUGGGUUCUGGAAGAGAAAAGUGUCAUAAGAAAUGUGAGCGAAGGGACAAAAACAGUAAAAAUUACAAUGGCCAGACCGAAAGAGGACCAAGUUGAAAAAGGUCAUGGCGGUACGCACGUGGAAAUGCUGCGAGAAUUUCCCUUUACAUCGUCAUUGCAACGCAUGGCCGUCAUUGCACAAGUUCAGCCUAACGCCGAAGUAGAAUUCUACGUAAAAGGCGCACCGGAAAAGGUCAUGGCGAUGUGCGAUCCUCACUCUGUUCCGGUCGAUUUCUUGGAUCAGUUAGCACAUUUUUCAAGCGUGGGCAAUCGGGUCAUUGCGGUAGCUUAUAAACCGGCUGGUCAUCUGGAACCACAUGUGAUAGCCAAAGUCAAAAGGGAAGAAAUCGAGCAUAAUCUUCAGUUAUUGGGGUUGGUGAUAUUCGAAAAUCAGAUUAAACCAGAUACACCCGGUGUCAUCCGGGAGCUGCAGAAAGCCAACAUCCGCCCAGUGAUGCUGACAGGCGACAACUUACAGACCGCCAUCAGCGUGGGACGGACAUGCGGAUUUCUGGAAACCACCGACACGCUAACCAUAUUAAAUGCGACAGAGGAGGGCGUUACAUGGACACCAGUGGAAAGCGAUGACCCUUACUCAAAGAAAACUGUCAACGGCAAUCUGGCUUACAACUGUAAAACUCCGGUGACCUUGAAACACCACAUAGCCAUAACAGGACCGUCACUGGAGGCCGUCAAAACAUAUCACAACCAUCUCAUUCCGCUUCUCUUGUUAGAGGGAACAAUUUUUGCUCGGGUAUCGCCGAUUGAAAAGCAAUACGUUGUGGAGCAGUUGCAGUUCGUCGGUUACCAAGUGGCGAUGUGUGGCGACGGGGCCAAUGAUUGCGGGGCAUUAAAAGCUGCUAAUGCCGGCAUCUCGCUAUCGGAGACGGAAGCUGCCGCUGCUGCUCCAUUCACCAGCACCAAUCCCAGUAUCAUCUGCGUUCCGCUUUUACUUCGCGAAGGGCGCUGCGCACUGGUAACCUUUUUUGGCAUUUUUUUUCUCAUGGCCACAUACAGUCUAUGCCAAUUCAGCAAUGCCGUCCUGUUAGCCUGGAUUCGGAGCAAUCUGUCGGAUUUCCAGUAUCUGUGGCAAGAUCUCUUCCAGUUAACCAUUCUCUCCAUUGCCUUUGGGUAUACCGCACCGUACCGGUGUCUGUCAAAUACCCAUCCGCCCUGCAGUCUUAAAUCCUUCCGCUCCAUCUUUUCUCUUGUGGGCCAUGUAAUCUUGGUGUUAGCGGCGCAGACGCUGGCCUUCAAGAUUGUCGCCUACCAACCGUGGUAUCAGUCGUUCGAUCAGCUCCACGCCAACCAGACGACGAUUGCCGACAAUGAUCGGUUCCGGUGCUAUGAGAAUUUCUGCGUGUGGACCAUUGGAGCCAUCCAGAUUGUGCUACUGUCAUUGGUUUUCGCGAGAGGGGCGCCUUUUCGUCGAAUAAUGAUAACAAAUCCGUUCCACGUGGCUUUAGUUGUAAUAACGCUGACCUUUGACCUUCUGUGCAUGCUUGGGCCACCAGAACCCGUAGCAAACUGGCUGCAGUUGUUGGUGCCGCCGGAUCUGAAAUUUCGCUUUGUCCUCCUGGGAAUUACCAUCGCAUACUUCGUCCUCGCGUUGCUUUUUGAGAAAGUAAUUCUGGACAUUCUCAUAUCGCAAGUGUUGGCUGCCCGAAUGCGCUUCCUGCGCUCCGGCUGGUCGGAAGACGUAGAGUCCGGCAUUCGCCGGAGUGUGCGUGACAAUCAGAUCAACCAUAAGCAAACGUUUGGUGUUGGUAAAAACGGUAUGAACGGACUGACGGCCUGCUAUUCCAAUCCAACGUUUCAGCUGAACGAGCUUUCUGCAGAUGGUGAUGAAGAGAUUUUAAAAGAGAAAGGGUUUACUUGAGAGAUAUUUUCACAAAGUAUUUUUCUAUAGCUUAUAUGUUGCGCAAAACUGUGACAGAGAUUUUAUUGCUGCAUAUAUGAAUGUACCAUGUACGUUACGCAAUGAAAUGAAAACGUACCGCAGUGGUACAACCACAGAUCAAAACUGAUUUGUUGAUGGCAAUACCAGAGUCGAUGAUAAAAAGCUUGUUCU
This is a messenger RNA of Paramacrobiotus metropolitanus, 4871 nucleotides long. RefSeq names its product polyamine-transporting ATPase 13A3-like. Gene Ontology annotation, molecular function: ATP hydrolysis activity; polyamine transmembrane transporter activity; P-type transmembrane transporter activity. The record is from RefSeq and is a predicted model, not a curated record. NCBI's taxonomy places the organism in Eukaryota, Metazoa, Tardigrada, Eutardigrada, Parachela, Macrobiotidae. Gene Ontology annotation, biological process: intracellular calcium ion homeostasis; polyamine transmembrane transport. The coding region runs from base 1119 to 4679 and encodes 1186 amino acids. Gene Ontology annotation, cellular component: membrane. The transcript is spliced from 26 exons.